AUGAGUCCUUCUAGAUCAAAAUUAAGAAAGCAACAGAAGGAAUUCAAUGCUCUUUUAAAUUUCCCUGAUGAAAUUCUACAUUUGAUUAUGGAUAAUUUAAAAUCCCUUGAUUUAUUGAAUUAUGUUCGUGCUGUUCCUAAAUUACAAAACGAUUUCAAAGAGAAUUAUAGAGUCUUUACUGAUUGUGGAGAUAAAGCUGAAUUCUCAUUCUUAUCAAAUCGCUACUGUUUCAAGCUUGGUCAAUCUGGUAAGAAGAGAAACGUUGAUAAGUUUCAAAUAUUCAAUGGAACUGUGAUGUUUGAAAUUUUUGGAAAUCAUGUACGUCGUGAUCGUGGGUAUCCUUAUAAUAGAGAUGAAGGUCCCAUCAAUGAAACCAAUGAAUUAAUUGAAAAUAUCGCUAAGAUAAAUACCAAUGGUGUAAUGUUUAGUGUCAAAGCUCAUGAGCAUACUUCCUUCGAUCAUCCAGUUAUAGACCUGAUAAAUAUGUCAAACAAUCCAGUUUAUUCAUUAAAGUAUCUCAGCUUACCGAAACUAGAGUACUUUGAAUUUAAUCGAAGAGUUCAUACCAUUAAUACAGAGAUUACUACACCAUUUGAAGGAGUAACAAAUCUCAAAAUAUCUAAAUAUCAAGGUGUUGCUAAUUUGAAUUUCUAUCCAAAUUUGAAAAAUCUGACUAUUGAAAAUGUUAAAGAAUUAUCAUUUGAGAAGUCUUCAGUCUUCCCUGAAGUACUGGAGUUGAAUUCAUUCCACGAGGGUAUUUUAUUCACAAGCUCCAUGUGUGAAAAGUUGAAAUAUCUUUAUAUUAACCUUUCAAGUCGAGAAGCAAAUAAUAAUUCCUCAACCCAUGGUUUGAAGGAUCUUGAAUUUCCAAACUUGAUAGAGCUGGAAAUAAGAAGUGGUCAAAUAAUUAAUGAAAUUAAAAACAUUUCAGCACCAUUGUUGAAAAAAUUUACUGUAAUUGCAUCAUAUUUGGAGUUAGGUCUGGAAAAGUUAUCAUUCCCAGUUUUAGAAUCAAUUUAUAUAUCGUCUAAAGGUUUAAAUAUUACAAAUAUUGAAAGUAUGAUGUUUCCUCAAUUGGAGAGCUUUGAAAUCGGAUAUACCCCGUCAACAGCUUAUGAUACUACUGCCAAAAGUAAUCAUGAUAUUUCAAAGCUACCUCUUCAUUUCCUUAGAAAUGCUAGAAAAGGUGAAAUAUACAAUUGUCACCAUAUUAUAGAAUCAUUAGAUAUGGUAAAUCUAGAAGAACUGUGUUUGAGGGGUGCCCCUGUUAAAGAAUACCCUACUAAUGCUCAAUUCAAUAAGCUGAAAUCAUUAGAAAUUUCAAGGGAUAAAUACGGGUCUGAUAAAAAUCAAAAGAUUCCCAAAUUAGUUGCACCAAAUUUACAAUAUCUCAAACUUAAGGCAUGUCAAGUUUCUAAAGAUUUCUUUGAUCAAAAUUCAAGCAAUUAUGUUAACCAACUUGUUUGUCAAGAUAUACCAGCUCUUGAUAUAUCAGACACUAAAUUACCUCAUCUUGAAGUUCUUGAUAUAAAUGAUGUGGAUUCAGAAGUUAACUUAUCCAAUUGUCAUCUUCCUUCUCUAACCAAGUUGAUUAUACAAGGACACAAAGAAUAUUAUGGUCGAUCUAAGUUUGAAACUCAUGUGAUUCUCCCUGAACUGAGUUUAUCUCCAGAGCUAGAAAAUAUUGAUAUUUCAUAUGUUAAGAAGAUACAGGGACAGCUAACAAAUAAAGAUUGUCCCAAGUUGGUUAAGCUAAGGUUUUUCAAGUGCAAGAAUGAUCCAAAGAUUGAGAUUCUUCCUCAAGGAAACCUAGAAACCAUAAUUAUUGAUACUUCAGUGUCGGACUCUGAAGAUUGA
Molecule: messenger RNA, 1857 nt
Organism: Hansenula ciferrii
Lineage: Eukaryota; Fungi; Ascomycota; Saccharomycetes; Phaffomycetales; Wickerhamomycetaceae
Exons: 1
Coding region: 1-1857 (618 amino acids)
Biological process (GO): SCF-dependent proteasomal ubiquitin-dependent protein catabolic process
Cellular component (GO): SCF ubiquitin ligase complex
Source: RefSeq, a predicted model, not a curated record